Messenger RNA from Microthlaspi erraticum, 507 nucleotides. The record is from the annotation of a GenBank genome assembly. NCBI's taxonomy places the organism in Eukaryota, Viridiplantae, Streptophyta, Magnoliopsida, Brassicales, Brassicaceae.
AUGAUCCGUGAUUUCUUCAAUGGGAUCUCCACUGCUAAAGAUAUGGUCAUCUCUUCACGUACCCUCGAGGUCAUUUAUGAUUACUUAAGAUGUCAACCACUGCCACUAUUUCCCAACCUAUCUUCCAUGCGUAUCACCGACUACAAGUGGCAAAUGUUACCAGCUUUUCUUGAGAGCUUCCCGAGAUUAAAACGUCUUUUCUUGGAAUCUUGUAGAAACCCCCCGGAGAAGGAAGGAAUUAGUAUUUCAUCUGGACGUCCGUGUUUCUUGUCAUCUCUUGAGUAUGUUGAGAUACAAAAGCCAUGGACGAAUCCACAAAGGAAGGAGAAUCUGUUAUCCUCAAAACACCGGUUAGUGAGUUAUUUUGUUGAGAACUCAACACUAUGCUUGGAUGAUUCCACAAAGGAAGGUGAAUCUCUCAUCCUCAGAAGACCCCUUACUACUCCAAGACUCUCUGCCUCAUGCCCAGUCAACAAUCCUCAAGAAAUUGACUCUAUUCUUGGAUAA